Nezara viridula (southern green stink bug) is the source of this 417-nucleotide messenger RNA. The record is from the annotation of a GenBank genome assembly. Lineage: Eukaryota; Metazoa; Arthropoda; Insecta; Hemiptera; Pentatomidae.
AUAAUACAAAUUUGGAAAUGUUUUGACAUGAGAAAUGUGGAAAAGAUCUGAACAAAUGGAAAUCCAAUGGUGCAACAUCAGAGUAAAGCCUUUUUUGUUGACAAUACCCUGCCAUGAUCGGAUUGUUCACAAUGAAGGUCUGCAUACACAGUUUGUCCUGGGUUCAGCACUUCAAAAUGAGCAGUGCUGGUAAUACUUAACCAAAUACACAAAAGAGCCUUUUGGGGUGUAAACCUGGCUUAGCUGUACUUCCUAGUGAUUCUUUUGGAGAUAGCCACUGCCUUUGAGGAAUGGGCAAUUCUGACUACAGGUCUGAACUGAAUUUUCCACCACAGUAAUUCCUUGCAGUUCUCAUUCCAUUCGAUCUUUGUUCCUGACGAUUGAAACGGGAUAGAGAAUAAUGAAGCAAAUAUGCAU